UAAUGACAAAUAAACAGAUAAUCUUACAGAAUCAUUAUGAAACCCGAUUGACUGUUCCUAGUAAAAACAGUAGAAUCAUCGUUGCCAACUGUCUGUUUGGUACGCCCUGGUGCUCUCUCUCUCUAGAAAAAGUUGUGGCCUUUCCCUGAGACCGUACAGAUCGGCUCAUCUCGAACCCGAAUCAAUACCCUUCAAGAUGCCUUCCCGAAGAAGAACGCUUUUGAAGGUUAUCAUCCUCGGCGACAGCGGGGUCGGCAAGACCUCGUUGAUGAAUCAAUAUGUAAAUAAGAAGUUCAGCAAUCAGUAUAAGGCCACCAUUGGAGCUGAUUUCUUGACCAAGGAAGUGCAGUUUGAAGACAGGCUAUUCACUUUACAGAUAUGGGAUACAGCUGGUCAGGAGAGAUUUCAGAGUCUGGGGGUUGCCUUUUACCGAGGUGCAGAUUGCUGUGUCCUUGUCUAUGAUGUAAAUGUGAUGAAGUCCUUUGAAAACCUAAACAAUUGGAGGGAGGAGUUCCUUAUUCAGGCAAGUCCUUCUGAUCCAGAAAAUUUUCCAUUUGUCGUGAUUGGCAACAAAGUUGAUGUUGAUGGGGGCAACUCUCGAGUGGUAUCUGAGAAGAAGGCAAAGGCUUGGUGUGCCACUAAAGGGAACAUCCCGUACUUUGAGACUUCUGCAAAGGAUGGCAUCAAUGUGGAAGCAGCUUUUCAAUGCAUUGCACAGAAUGCCCUAAAAACUGGGGAAGAGGAAGAAAUAUACUUGCCGGACACCAUAGAUGUUGGCGGGAGCAGCAACCAGCAGAGGCCAUCUGGAUGUGAGUGCUAAGUAAUUUGUUCAUUGUUUUGGGUAAACCGAGAUCUCCCCGUAGCACUAAGAAAAGUGUGGACAACUUGUGCCCCUGUGAUUUUAUUCUUUUUUUGUUGGUGUCCCUAUUUUAAUUUUUUCUUUAUGAGUUAUUUUGUUUGUGAAUUAAGCUUCCUUUGUACAUUUUUCUGUAUUGAGCCCCCGUGGUUGUUGAACGUAGUUGUUAAUGGAGUGUGGUACUCAAGUCAUAAUAACAUGUUGAUUCCCAGGUUCUGGAAUAUGUAUUGUUUAGAAAACUAGAGUUCCAAUAAAAAAUGUAUGUGUCGAC
Messenger RNA from Cuscuta epithymum, 1127 nucleotides. The record is from the annotation of a GenBank genome assembly. Lineage: Eukaryota; Viridiplantae; Streptophyta; Magnoliopsida; Solanales; Convolvulaceae.